UUUGAUCAGGAGUGUACUACAAAUACUACUAUUAUACUUCUACUACUAGAGUUACUACAGUAACUACAGUGCUUCUUAGUUAAAAGCGAGGCCCAGAUUUUCCUUUGUUCAGACGAAGAGGAGGAGGAGGAAGAUGGGCCACUCUGCUCUCAUUUGGUUUAUUACUCUGGGCACCUGUCAGAUCUUCACCUCUGCAGAUCCCUCUAAAGGCUGCACACACUACGCAGGUCUCGGACAACGCUACGAGCUCCCUCUAAGUUUGGCCAAAGAUAAAAGACUGAGAUGGAUCUUUGAUAAUAAAAAUAUAUAUGACAGUAAAACGAAAACGGACACCUAUACAGUCACAGAAGGGGGCGCUCUCAUCCUGCCCAAUGUGGCCCAAUCUAAUGAGGGAAGCUACACUGCGGAGGUGCUCAACAGUGACGGAAAAUCCCAGAAAGAAACUCUGGUCCUAUGUGUUCAAGAGAGCGUUUCAAAGCCCACUGUGAAGUUUGAAUGUCAAGCAAAAUUGAAACGAGUCCGGUUCAGCUGCUCUGUUCCUCAGACCAAAGACAUCACUUACCAAUGGCUCGAUGGUGGGAAGGUUAUCGCUCAUGAAAAAGCAAACGUUCUAGUUCGAACUUCCAACCAGCUGGGAUCUAACUCCUUCACCUGCAAAGUGUCCAAUAGGGCAACCUCUCAAACCAGCGAUCCGGUUCAGUCCAGUCCAGACUGCAUCAAAUAUAUUCCUUCUGUACCAACAACAGGCAGCACAACCCCAGACGAAGAUGAAAAAUGGCUUGGGCUCGACUUUUGGCUCAUGGUUGGGAUUCUGGCAGGAGGAGGAGGACUUGUGCUUGUGCUCAUCGUGGCGACCAUAGUUUGCUGCAGCCUCAACAGAAGGAAGAGAAGAAUGAGAGUGAAAGAUGAACAAGAACUGCGUCUCCAGUGGAAUACCACUAAUCACCAACACCAUCACUAUAGUAACCAAAGAGGCCAUGGACACUCACACGGCCCCGCCCACCCCGCAGAACCUUCUCCCGGACAGGCCACCGCGAAGCAGGGACCGGCCGCCGCGGGACACACUGGACCAAGACCCCCAAAAGCCAGACAGAACCGACCCAGACCUCCUGAUCCAAUCACAGGACAACCUCUACCAGGGCCCAGGAGGCUGCCGGAGACGGGACAGACUAAGGUGCCUAGCAUUGGCAAUGAUGAAGUAAACCCUCCUCCUCUGCCUCAGCCCAGAAAGAAAGGCGGCCCCAGGACACAGAAGCGAUGAAGAUCCACGGUAAAACUAAGACUUAAGUUUUGAAAUACUGGUCCAGUUUUUGGCAAAUUUUAUAAUGCUGAUGUAUUAUAUAUACUUGUCAAUGGGGUAUGUGGUGUGGUUCAGACCUGGUUUAGACCUGGAUUAGUCCUGGUUUAGACCUGGUUUAGACCUGGGUUAGUCCUGGUUUAGACCUGGUUUAGACCUGGGUUAGUCCUGGUUUAGACCUGGGUUAGUCCUGGUUUAGACCUGGGUUAGUCCUGGUUUAGACCUGGGUUAGUCCUGGUUUAGACCUGGGUUAGACCUGGGUUAGUCCUGGUUUAGACCUGGGUUAGUCCUGGUUUAGACCUGGGUAAGAUCAGGUUAAACCCUGAAUUUAAUGAAUUGUAAAUAUAAAUAUAAUGCAAUGGAGAACAGGCACAUUCAAAAGGUAAUCAUUUCAUAAGAUUUAAAUUUGUACUAGAAGUAUUUAGAAUAUUAAAUUCAUAAUUACACAAUUGUCCAGGCAAAUGACUCAUGAUAAUAAUUCAAUAUACAUUUUUUUGUUUUGUUUUUAUUACCAGAAAUUUUGAUGAUUUCUUGUUUAGAUUUUUAUUUUCAAUUUUAUAUUUUUUCUAUAUUAUCAAAUGCUCUAUAUGUAGUUUUAAUGUUUGUAGUUAUUUGUUAGUGCAUUAUGUAGUGUACUUAUUAAACUGAUGCAAACAACUGCUUGUAAAUACAAAUAUUUAUUGCUUAACAAUAAAACUUGUACAUUUGAUACUCUC
Periophthalmus magnuspinnatus is the source of this 2013-nucleotide messenger RNA. RefSeq lists its product as uncharacterized. NCBI's taxonomy places the organism in Eukaryota, Metazoa, Chordata, Actinopteri, Gobiiformes, Gobiidae. Bases 134 to 1261 code for a protein of 375 amino acids. The transcript has 9 exons. The record is from RefSeq and is a predicted model, not a curated record.